Desarmillaria tabescens is the source of this 711-nucleotide messenger RNA. RefSeq lists its product as uncharacterized. NCBI's taxonomy places the organism in Eukaryota, Fungi, Basidiomycota, Agaricomycetes, Agaricales, Physalacriaceae. The transcript has 4 exons. The coding region runs from base 1 to 711 and encodes 236 amino acids. The record is from RefSeq and is a predicted model, not a curated record.
AUGAAUACAAAGCUGAAAGAUGCAUGGAAGAAGAGUAAAGCCCUGUUUCUGAAGAUGACAUGCUCUCAGAAACCAAGGGACAAAGCACAAGGAAUCACAAAGAAUGCAUUGUGGCAUUCAAUAUGGAAAAUGAUGGAGAAAGGUACUUACACCCCAGCAUCCUGGGACUUGGCUCAUCUGUUUGUCAAGCAUGGUUGCUAUCAAGGAUCUGUUGGGCUGCUCCUUCAAGCUGUUGCAAAAUUUGCUGGGGCUGAUCUCAAAGAGUGUAUGAGUUGGACAUCUGUUAUCAAAAGGUUAGCCAUCAAUACAAUCACAUUCACUACAUCUCAUUUCCUUCAUAUUCUCAAAGGCAUGAAUGGUGAUCAUGCAAAUGACCAGAAGAAGACUGUGCAACUCAUACAAGCAUGGAAGCAUGAUGUAUCAUGGAUAGACCUUGGCUGGGAGCAUCUUUUAUCUCAGAACCUCAAUGAUGUACUAUGCAUUUUGAUGGAUGUAAAGACUGAAUACAUUGCAGCUGCAGGGAGUGCUCAGAUGUGGGAUACACUGAAUGACAUUGAAAGAGAUGCACAAGCAUACAAUGAGUGUGCAAGAUACUGGGCAAAGAACAAAAUUGAACCUCUGGUGCUGCUUGCUAACAAGGACAAUGAUGCCACCAUUGCUCUUGCUUCACUUUCAGAGGAAUCUUCUGAGGCUGUUGCAUGUGCAGUCUGA